UUCUUAUAUACAGUCUAUGGUGUUACAUGACGUUCUACUGCUCUUGAGCUUUCCCACUGUGGAAAAACCUUUUUCAAUUUAAAAUAUUAACCACAAGCCGCUUCAUAAAAACAUCCACCCCUAACUCUCCUCUGCCUACCUGUCAUCAUUUGGUCCAGCCAGCGGGUUCAUUCCGGCAAACCCUGGCAUGUUGAUGUGGUCCUUGAUGAUCAUGACGUCCCCCACUUUGUAGUCCUGGUUGAGGCCGCCAGCUGCGUUGGUCAGGAUCAUCGUCUCCACGCCCAUCAGCUUGAAGACGCGCAUAGGCAGCGUGAUCUGGAGAACACACGGAACAAAACUCCUUCCAGCAUGAACAACUUGGAUCUUACCCCCACGCCUACCGCUGCCGAUGAAACAGAUGGUAACGACAACCCUGUGAGCAAUGACGUCUCCACGGCCUUGGGUGCUCUCAUCCUCGGCUUGGUCUUCCUCCUGGGAGUCCCUGGCAACCUCUUCAUCGUCUGGAGCAUCCUGGCGCGCAUCCGGCAACGCUCCGUCACCACCAUCCUCAUCCUCAACCUGGCGUGCGCCGAUGGCUUCCUCAUGGCCCUCACCAUCUUCUUCGUUAUCUACCUGGCCAUGCGGUCAUGGGUCUUUGGUCAAGUCAUGUGCAAAGGCGUGUUCUACCUAUGCAACUCCAACAUGUACGCCUCCAUCUUUCUGAUCACACUGAUGAGCGUGCACAGGCUGGUGGCCGUGGUGUUCCCGAGUAGACUGUCCUCCCUGGUCAGCAGGAAGAUUGUGAGGAGGGUGAUCGUAUGCAUGUGGCUGCUGGUGAUGGUGUUUUCUGUUCCCUCACUGGUGUUUCGAGACGUGAUAAAGAACACGCAUAGAUCAGAGUGUGUGCCCCAUCACAGCUGGUCUCGAUAUGUAAAGUUUCAGUAUGCCUUUGAGACAGUGGUGGGAUUCAUUCUUCCUUAUACAGUCAUCAUAAUCAGCUACGUCCUCAUCCUGAAACGCCUGAGGCAGACCAAGUUCCAUCGAAAGAUGUGCAGCGAGAAACUCAUCCUGGCUAUCGUGGUGAUGUCUGGCCUUUUCCGGUUGCCGUACCAUGUUGUCAACAUGAUACAGGUGGCAGCUGAGUCUUACCCAGACAAUUCAAUCACACAAACAAAGUUGUACCAAAUCUCUCAGUCCAGUCGUGCAGUGACCUCGGCUUUGGCCUUCAUCAGCAGCUGUGCUAAUCCUAUCCUCUACACCAUUGCUGGGAAGUCCUACAUCAAGCAGAGUGGCCUUGCCUUCAUGGCUCGGCUCUUUGAGGACCAAACAGAAAACAAAAAGAGUCAGAUCAUGGGUAAAGACAAAGUGGUAACCAGCAAUGUUGACUCUGCAAACAGCACAGGAACUCCUACUAUACAAAAUGUGAGCAGAGCUUAAAAUGAACUUUGUGCUAGUGCUCUGAAAGGGAAAAUACUUUAAACUACAUGUGGAGUUCGUAGAUUUUGCAUAAAGCAACAUUUGAGCCUAAAUUUUCUCUGUGCAGCUUUGAGUUGACUGUCAAGUUUUGUGUUUUGUAGGAAAAGUGGUCCAGACAGGCUUCCUAUAGAGAUUUCUAAUCAAUUUAAAAACAACCAAUCUUGGAUAUGCUAUAGGAGUCCUCCAAAAGAAAGACUAGCUACCAUCUCUCAGAGGGACACUAAUCACUCCCACAGACCUAUGUUGCUGCUUAAAACAGAUAAAAAAAUCUUAGGCAAGACUUUUUUGAGGAGCCUUGAAGAGUUACUGCCGUCCAUGAUGAAAGAUGACCCAAACGGCUUUAUACAUGGGAGGCAGGUGUUGAGAAUUAUUUUAGAAUAUUACAGCCUAAAUUGUUAUCAUUAAUUGCUAGAGUGAAGGUGGUCUGCAUUGGCAUCAUUUAAAGUAUUAUUUUAGAGUGUAAAGUUAAGAUCACAACGCUGAAACUCUAUAGCUCUGAGAGUGUGUGGUCCUCUCUGUUUCUAGCUGCCCGGAGGCAGUAACAGUAGCACGUGUGCUCUGAAACACCAGCAAAGGAAAAUGUAGAAGCAGAAUGAGUGAAAAUUGUUUUACAAAACAUACAUGAAUGCAGUAAGAAUGUCCUGUCUAUAGCACACAGCACAAGAGACACCAGCUUAUUCCACAAAGUCAUGUUUUUGGUUAAAAUCGCUUGAUCAGCAGAGGCCAUGCCCAGGACACAGAGAGGGGGGGCAUUGCAGACACAGUCAUCAGUGAUUAUCCUUAAUCAAUAUUAAUAAUCAUUGUUAAUCAUUUUAAUCAGUUUUAUUAUCAUUAAUCAGUUACUUUAAGUAAUCAUUCUUAUAUCAUCAUUUUAACCAUUUUAUUAGUAUUAAUCAUUAAUCAUUCUUAAUCAUUUACUUUUUACCUAGAUGUGCUUCGGUUUUUACUUAUAAGUAGUGAACUGUAGUCAUGAACACAGAAACAGAUCCUUGAGUGGAAGGAAUGACUGCAGGAAGUGGCUGCAGGUGAUUUGCCUUGUCCAACUGUCAUCUACUGUAGAUUAUGACCAUAGGAGAGGCUGCAGGUGUGCAAGAUCUGCCGACACUGUGACAGUGCAUGUUUCGUUCUGCUGUUAUCUACUGUUGUGAUUACAUGAGGAACUGCUGAUGUGUUAAUCUGCUAAUAUUAAGACUACAUGCUUAAUUACUGAUUAAGGGGGUUUGAUUGUCAAAAACACGACAGACAGAUGAUAAGCAGAAAGCGGCCAGCAUAACAUCAAGAAUGCUGUAAGAAAUCAAGCAUUAAUGAAAAAUGCAACUUUUCUUAUUUUAUUCUUAUAUUAAUUGUUUAAAAAAUACAAUUGUGUGUCAAAUUAAGCAUGCAUAACCUUUACAAAAUACGGUGAGACUGAAGUUGAAAUGUAAAUGAUGAACUUCUUAUCCAGUAGUAUAAAGAUGUAGAAAGAAAACAAUACAGUAAUAAAUGACAGCUGGGGAACAGUGUUAAUUGGUAAAAACAACACAACAACAGAGGAAAAGAAGUUCAUCAUGAGGAAAGGAGGGGGCAAACCAGCCCAGAAGUGAUAUAUAUAAGACAUAGGAGGGACUUCAUCCUCCGACCUGCUAGGAUGUUGUACGGGUUUAUUUGUCCUGUUUUGGAAUAAAGUCUUUUGCGCCGA
Molecule: messenger RNA, 3133 nt
Organism: Micropterus dolomieu (smallmouth bass)
Lineage: Eukaryota; Metazoa; Chordata; Actinopteri; Centrarchiformes; Centrarchidae
Product: leukotriene B4 receptor 1-like
Exons: 5
Coding region: 349-1416 (355 amino acids)
Biological process (GO): inflammatory response; complement receptor mediated signaling pathway; positive regulation of cytosolic calcium ion concentration
Cellular component (GO): plasma membrane
Molecular function (GO): G protein-coupled receptor activity; complement receptor activity
Source: RefSeq, a predicted model, not a curated record